Messenger RNA from Sus scrofa (pig), 8378 nucleotides. NCBI's taxonomy places the organism in Eukaryota, Metazoa, Chordata, Mammalia, Artiodactyla, Suidae. The record is from RefSeq and is a predicted model, not a curated record.
AAAGGGAAAAAUGACAGCUGGAGGUAAGAGAGAAAAAGGAAACAUAUGGGGGUCAUGGUAGAACAGAGGAUAGAAGGAGAAAUGGGAACAAAAGGCAAAGAGAAAAAGAGGAAAGGAGUUCUGGGGCUUGAAAAGAAAAAUCUGUGCUGCCCAGGCAGAACCCGACCCCAGAGGAAGAGUCCCAGAGGUAACCAAGUGAAGCACUCAAGUCCAGAGCGCUCUCAGCUCCCUUCACCUUUCUAGGUUCUGAUCUGUAUUGGUGGGGUUCUGACCCCUGCCCUCUGCAUCUUGUCCAUGUGGUCUACCCCUGGGUGGUCCUGGAGGCUAGAGGAAGGAAGGAGCCAGGGGAUUCCUUCUGGCUUUGGGAGGUAUCUCCAGCCAUAGCUGCACGUCCUUCAUGGCUCCAGCUCCCCCUGGACAAGCCCUUCAUGGUCCCCCCAGCCCUAGUGGGGGAGGCAUCCAGGAGUUGCUAAUCUCAGGGUUGCCUCACCUUCCCCUAGUUGUAAUUCUAGUUCUUUUCCACAGCUUUGUAAUUAAUAAUCUGGGUUAAAUUAUCACUAUUGAAGAACCUGGGAAGGAAAACUUCACUUUCAUUUGGAUUCAAAGUUCAAAGACAGCUUUCCCAGGAGGGCUGGAAGCAGCACAGCUAGUGAGAGAAAGAAAUCCAGCCACCCCAAGAGUUAGGAAGGGUCAUUUCUCCAGUGUUUGAUUGGAAAGUGAUGAAUCCACAGUGACUGCCAGACAAGAAAAGACUCAGCCAGGGAAUUGUCUAUAAAAACAACUGGAUUUGUGGCCAUUUGUGUCUAUUCCUUCAUGAUUUAUCAUACUCUCUUUGAUCACCUUGAGCCUCAGCCUAAGGAACAUCUCAGUAGUAUUCCUCCAAGGAUUAUUAAGUGCCCAUGAUGAGAAUAGAGGGCACAGAGCUAGGGGUGUUGAGGUGGAGACACACUGGGAGGGCAUUCUCAGUUUAUGGAAAUGUUUGCUUUCUGCAAGAUAAGGUUUGUGGAUGGUCUAUCAGGAGACUCUCUUGACAGAGACUGUCUUGAGUUUUUGCAGUCCCAGCAGAGCUGCAGACACAAUUUUAUUCUUUGAGCAUUCACCUCUCUCUCAUCCCCAGAGCCCUGUUAAAACCAGGUUCCUGUUCCUAGGAAUCCACAGCCUACUGGGGGCAGAGAGUGGAGACACGACUGACCCUCAAGCCAAGCAGAUAGCACAAGGGGGAUUCUGCACAGGGGUUGAGGAGGCUGCACAGAGAUAGUAGGAGAUGGUGGACGAGCUGAGUCCACGCGAGUUUGACAAGUGGAAGUGGCUGUGGGUUUUCUGGCAGAGAACAGAUCAAGAUCAAAACCAAGUUUGAAAGGGCAGGGAGGGGCAGCUGAGGUGCUGUCUGGACACAAGGGUUUUGGGGGUUAGGGUUGGUCACUGGGAGGAGGCUGAAAGGUGCAGGCCCUGCUAUGGAGGACUCUGAGACUAAGGAAUUGGGGCUUGAGGUUACCAGAGUCGUUGGAGGCUCUUGAGCGUCAUGUGGCAAGGUCACUUUUGGGAUGGCAACUUUGAAUGCUGCGCUGAGGACGGAUUUACAAGCAGAGAAACUGGAGACAGGAGAAGGAACUGCGAGCUCCCAGGGACAGCUCUUAAGGAAGCAUCAGCUUGAUCAUCUCCAAAGGGACAGAUUAACAUUUGAGCUACUUUUCUCUCCAUCAAGGUUAUCGUGGAAGAAGAUAUGGGAAAGCAGAACCACCAAAAAGAGUGAUGACCAGCGAUCUCCUAAGAAGUCUGGAUGUUGGUUCUCAUGCCUUGGGACAUCCAGUUGGGAACUCCACACCAGUUCCUGGGAUUAGACUUUCAUCCACUUAAUAACCCUCUUUGCCUGAACUGCUAGAGCCCGUCCUACCUAACCACGAAUGGCUACCCAAAGGAAACACUUGGUAAAAGAUUUCAAUCCAUACAUCACCUGCUAUAUCUGUAAAGGGUAUCUGAUCAAGCCAACUACAGUGACGGAAUGCCUCCAUACUUUCUGUAAGACUUGUAUUGUCCAGCACUUUGAAGAUAGCAAUGAUUGUCCAAGGUGUGGCAACCAGGUUCAUGAGACAAACCCAUUAGAAAUGUUGAGGUUGGAUAACACGUUAGAGGAAAUUAUAUUUAAGUUGGUCCCUGGACUACGAGAACAAGAACUUGAGCGUGAAUCUGAAUUUUGGAAGAAGAAUAAGCCUCAAGAAAAUGGAGAAGAUGAUACUUCAAAAGUUGACAAACCUAAAGUAGAUGAAGAAGGUGAUGAAAAUCAAGAUGAUAAAGACUAUCACAGAAGUGACCCACAGAUUGCUAUAUGUCUAGAUUGUUUAAGAAAUAAUGGACAAUCGGGGGACAAUGUAGUAAAGGGUUUAAUGAAGAAAUUCAUUCGGUGUUCUACACGUGUAACUGUGGGAACUAUUAAAAAAUUUCUAAGCUUAAAACUAAAACUUCCAAGUUCUUAUGAGUUGGAUGUGCUGUGCAAUGGUGAAAUUAUGGGGAAGGAUCAUACUAUGGAGUUCAUCUACAUGACCAGAUGGCGACUAAGAGGCGAAAACUUUCGGUGUCUGAACUGCUCAGCUUCGCAAGUCUGCCCUCAGGAUGGCCCUUUGUAUCAGUCAUACCCCAUGGUAUUGCAGUAUCGACCAAGAAUUGAUUUCGGUUAGACCAAGGGGCCUAGAUCCCACUGACUGAAUCCUGCACUAAGUGUUUACGCAUCGGCAGAUUGCACAGUGAACCGUGUGUGGACUAGAGGGACACAGCCAGGUUUUCAGCAUGCGAAUAAGGCCAUCGUCUGUCUCUAAACUAUCAGUUGCAUUUAUGUUGUUUCUAUUAAGAGCAAACCAAGUGCCAUUCUGCUCCUGAUCCGUCUGCAUAAGGUAUUUGUGCUGUCUCACAGUGUCCAGUACAAGUCGUGGCUGAAAUCGGUUAGCUGUGCAGCCACAAUCCAGCCUUCUCAAUACUUUGCUUGCCUGUUCCAAGAUUGUUCUAAUGUUUGAUUACACUAGUAAUAUGGCUCAAUCUUUGUGGUGUUGCAGUUUUCACAUACUUACUAUUUUAUUCUUGUUUAAAUAGAGUACUGUACAAGAAACUAAUAAUUAUAUCUUGAAAUUAUUUCAUAUGGGAAAUACAUUUAGAAAAGUGAUUUCUGGAGCCACUGUCCUAUUCUCGAUAAGCUUUCUGUGUGCAAAAUAGUUCACUCUUGAGUGUACAAGUCCUUUUGGAAAGAAUUCCUACGGGUUUUUUUUUUUUUUUUUAAACCUUAGAGCACAUUAUAACUGUAGGCAUUUUAAGUCAUCCGUCCGUGUAGUCUACCAGUUGCACAAGGAAGGCCUGUUCACCCUCAAGAUUGAAAACGUAUGUGACUUCUUGGAGAGCAAAAGUUGAGAUUCACAACCAUUUAAAGUGUUGGCAGCUGAUCACAUUUACUUCUAACAAAAUUAAUGUGUGAGUAAGGUGCAUCCUUGAUAAUGUCUUCAGGCGGGUGGGUGCUGCUUCACGACCGUCAUUACCUUCACGUAGCCCACUUUAUGUAUGCACCAUUAUAUUCUGGCUCUUAUGUACUGAGUACACUGUUUCUCUUUAUCAGCUGGCCUUAGGUGUGUGUCAUUGUGGCAUGUGGAAGGUUCUGAGGAUUUUAAGUAUUAGGAUUUUUAGAGCAGAUAACAUUAGCUGUUUUACGGAUUUCAGAAAUCUCAAAGCAAUUGUAGAUUAAAACUGUUAGUAACCUGUCACAUUUCCAAACCUUCUGCGUAAAGUAGAUCAAAUGCAGUGUCGUAGAUAAAUAUGCUAACCAAAAUUAAUGGUUUGAGGAUAUUUCAUUUUAGAUCCUGUAGUAAUUGGGGAAGUGGGAUUAUUGUUUUAUACGUAAGUUCUUUAAGGUCAGAGCUGUGAUAAUGUCCUUGAUUUUACAGUUUUGUUAAGUCUUCCAUUCAUUUUGAGAUGAGUCCGCAAGUCAAAAAAAGCCUUGUUACCUUAAAUUAUAUGAAGAACUUCAUUUUAACCCUUUUAAAUGUACAACUGUUCUCAUUAACUUCUUUGGAAAUUAAGUUUUAUUAAUUGCUUUGAAACAAAGGUAACCUCUGAAACUUAGGAAAUAAUCUUGAAAGUUAGGAAAAAUAUUUGUUUUAGAAAUCAGACAUGAGCACAAUCUGUGUGUUACACACAUAGUUUUUAUACUAUAUACAUAAGUAGUGUGCUACAUUUUCUGGUAAAAUGUAUCACAAGUUAAUGCCUUCUGAAUCUCAGAAUGCUUCUUAGAAAUCAAACAGUGCACGACUCUAAGAAACACGUACAAAAUACAGCUAAAUCUCAAUGCAUUUCACAAUAUAAAAGGCUGAAACUUCUUAUCUCUCUUUUCCAUAUACCUUCGUUUCAAGUCAAAAAGUCUAAGUUUUCUGUUGUUUCUGGUCUGACUUUUGUGAAAAAAGUUAUGGCAAUACUUUAAAAAUUUCAUUUUGUUAGACUGUGUUUGUGCUUGCAAGGGCUCACAAACAGAAUUUAAAAGGCAGAUUUUCAUUAACACUUAAACAGUGGUUGAAACAGACCAUUACAGUAAACCAAAACCUGAAUUUACUCUCUAGCAACAGAAAUUAUUUCACUAUGCUGUGAAAUCCAAUUCCCUGACAUCCCUAAGAAAUUUUUACGUUUAUUAUAAAUUUGUCACGUCUAGGUCAGUGAUUGCAUGUGGAAGUGAUCUUUAAUUAACUCAAAAUGAAUUGAGAGUGCAUUUUAAAAAACCACAAGUGAGACCUGGAUGUUUUUAGGUCCCCAGCCAAAACUUUCAGCCUUAAAUGAGUUUUAUAUACACAAUCUCUUUAAAUUUGGCCUGCUGCCUCAUCUUAUGUAAUGUCACUAUUUUCCAAGGAAAUAUAUGGGAAGCAAUUAUGGACUUGAGGAUAGUUUUAUAUAAAAUUCCUUUAAUGUUAAAAUAUUGACAUUUUUAUUGAAAUACAAUGGAAUAUGUGCCAAAAUAUGUGAAAACCUUGCACAAAGAAGGGUGUCAUAUGGGGAAAGGUACAGAUUUAUAAUGGUCCUGAGUAAUGUGGUAUUACUAUUAGAACUAGAGACUUUUUCAGCCCAUGUCUUUUGGUAUAUUCGACUAUGGUUUUCUCAGUAUGGGACUACUAUCAAUGUCUAGGAAUACAGUAAUCCUUAGUUAAUUACCCCCUAAGUCAGGUUGUGGAAUAUGCAUGAAACCAGGUAUAGAAAAAAUAUACAGGCAAAAAUAUAUAGGUGGUUAGUUUUACAAAGUUAGGGUGUUAUACAAAUAACCUAUAGAAUAGUCAUCUGAAUCUGCAAAAUUGGAGAAUAAAAUUAAAAUAAGUUUUUCUUUAAUCUCUUGUUUCUUGAGCAACAAACUGAAAAAACUUUACUUCCAUAAAAGAUUUUGUAAUCUGAUUUCUCUGCUUGUAGAUAUCAUAGACGUACAAGGUUCAAGGAACCUUGAAUCUAAAGAAGGCCUGUGGUUUAUAGACAUCACUUUAAGUGAAGCAAUCACGUUAGUUAAUUUAAAAAAUCUAAAUAUGGCCCUUUCUCUAGAUUAACAAAAUACUUUUCAGAAGUAUUCAAAAAAAUAAACUCUAAGGCUCAUUGAUGUGGCAAUAUGAGGUCAUUCAGUCUGGGGUUCAGGUACCUUAGAUAAUGUCUUAACUACUUUUAGAAAAGUAUGUUAUCCCUUUAUUCAUUAAAAAUCUGUCCCAUACUAAUAUGCCACAUUUUCUAAAUGUAAUGAGUUUGCUCAACUAUAUUUUACACUUAAACGUAACCUAAAUUAAAAGAUUCUUUAAGGGAAAAAAAGUGUGUUAUAUAAUAUUGUGAACUGUUUAGCUUUAUUGAACUAUUUAAGAGAAAGUGCCUCAUUGCUAAAGUGCAUUUCUGUUUUAGAUUUACUGCAUAAAUUAUGAGUUUUCUGUCCCUGUCUCUUAUCAACUGUUUUGUAUCUAAAUAGGCUCUUGUAAGUUAAUCUCUUUUUGAAAGAUUUUUCAUAAGAAAAUAGUUAUCACCAAAGACAUUUUACUGUUAAUAACCAUGUUAGGGAAGAGAGUUUUAACUGCUUGGAGGUUGGAAAUUUUUAGAUUGCAAUUUACUUUUAUAUAAUUAGGCAAUAACCUUGAGUAAUUGCUAAAAUAUCACCAAAGAAAGGCUUUAAACUGAAUUUUCGUGGUAAGAUCAAUCAAAUGAAGGUUUUUCUUGCAAUAUUCAGAGCUUACUUCCUUUCAGUUAUGUUUUUCGUUUUUUCCAGCACCAUCUGACAGGUCUUAGGAAAUCCUCAAAGUUGGGGUUAACACAACAGAUAGCCUCUCUCUGGAUGAAAAGUGGGAGAAACACAUACUUUGAAAAGAAAAUUGAAAAUAAGAUUUUAAAUUCUACUUUAAGAAGCUUUUUAUUUUAGGGAGGUGAUAUAAACUAAAUUUAUGCUUAUUUAGUUCCUGGGUUGUUGGUAAUACGAGAAAGUUUAUUAAAGACAGGCUUUUUGGUCAAAAUGCUGACAUGCUCACUUUUAUAGAAAAUAGUACAUUCUGUUGGACUCAUGAGAAAAUGCUUUUGCUGUAUUCACAAGCAAAAAUUUUCCUAAAGACCUGUUUUGUUUUGUUUUGUUUUGAAGUAACUCUUUGUCUUGUUCCUCAGCAAUUACUUUGUUAUUAGAAUUUAGCCAUAUAGCCAAAUUGGGCCAGAUGGGCCCCAGAUGAAGAGCAUACACAUCAGGUCACACCAUUCUUUCGGGGAGCCCAAGCUGGGGGGCCACCUUGAGUAAAGCUCACAUUAUGGAGUCUUUCUGAUAGGCCACUAGGCAGACCUCCUCGGUUAGGAUAAAAAUGGAUGCUCGCCAUUGCGUACUCUCAUUUAUCAUAAGGAGUUGUCUGGCAGGCUAUAUGUUUAAUUACCAGUGAGAUGUAGAUGUUGGUUGUGGGAAUUUCAAAAAUGAGUGAGUUUGCCAUAACUUAAAUUCUCUGGGUUACAAACACAAGAACGUGAAAUGCUAUUAGUUUAAAAUAUAUAACCCUGCAAUAAGAAACAUAACAUGUCUGCCAGAUCUGGUUUAUGAAAAAUUGAAAAAUAUUAAAUAUGCUACAGACUCAAACCCUUUGAAAGCACAAAAUAACCACCCAGUUCUGGAUUUACUUGAUAUUCCUAGUUCAGUAGUAUUUUGUUGAAAAAAGUUCAAAUUGAAAGUUCAUUAAAAUGUACUUAAAUAUACAUUACAGGGCUUUCAUCUUUUUUUCUCAAAGCAGUGGCAUUUUCCCAUAAUUUAAAAGUGAUUCUCUCCCUAGUGUAAUGUAGUUUUCACAAGUAGCAUGUUUAUUUGCUAUCCUUACUAUAUUUUCAAAUAGAAUUAAAAUGCUUGAGCACUUCCUUUUCAGAAAGUUAUGAAAUUAAAAAUAUUUUUGAUGGUCAUUAAAAUGUGUCUGUAUGCUUGUUAUGCCCCUUUUUCUAGGACUCAAAACUUGAGACAUUGUUCAGAAAUGCUUAUUAAUUUUAAUCAUCUUUAAAUCUAGAAUCAAAUCAAACAUUAAAUCCUGGGUCCAGUUUUUUUCCAUCUUUCAGAACUUCAUGGAAUAAGAAAAUCAUCUAGUACAAAUUGAACAUGAAAUGUUUUUAGGCAAGGUAGAGAUAGUAAGUACAUUACUUAUCCAUGGACUUCACGCCAGUCCAUCAGAGCAGGAGUUCUACACAUUAGAAAUGGAAUGGGAUCAGCCUAACAUUCUUUGGGGUUGGUUUUCUUUUGCUGUAUUCUUUGAAUGGGGAUGGGGGCCCAAGUGUCCUUAUGAAGCUGUGGUCAACAACAAGAGCUUGUGGGGGAGCGGCAGUGCUCUGCUGCAUUCCUGCAUCUGGCAACACAACAGCAAACAUGUUUUUACUAGAGUAGCCCUCACAUUAAAUAAAACCAUCACAGACUAUAUUGUAUAGUUACGUUGCUAAUUUUCCUUUGAAAUAUAAAAUAUUUUAAGCUUUUUUUUUUUUUUUGUCAAAAGUGGUAACAUCUUAAUACAAAUAAAAACCUUUUUGUGGUUGUAAGAUUUAGCUUAUAAAUCAUUCAAAUUGAAGUGAAAGAUUACCAGGUCAUUGUUAAUGACUUAGUCUAUUAAGAAUAUAUGUAUUUUUGUAAAGGAGAAGCACUUGUAGAUAUUUAAUCAGUACUAUAUGUCUGUUUUGCAGAAAUAAAAUGCUGCUUAGAGAUUCUCUUUAAAUACUUUUUAUUUUUGUGCUCAAAUGUAUUUUCUGUUUAUCUAUGGAGUGUUCUGUACAAAGCUGUAUGAUUGUACUGUUGGGCUAGAUACCUUUGUUUUUUAAAAUCUGGUCUUAGCCAAGUAUAUUUGACCAUGUUAAAAAUAGUAUCUUUGUUAUUAAAAAAUUCAAUUGCAUAA